Messenger RNA from Drosophila ficusphila, 1703 nucleotides. Its product is annotated as putative inorganic phosphate cotransporter. Lineage: Eukaryota; Metazoa; Arthropoda; Insecta; Diptera; Drosophilidae. The coding region runs from base 78 to 1619 and encodes 513 amino acids. Gene Ontology annotation, molecular function: transmembrane transporter activity. The transcript has 4 exons. The record is from RefSeq and is a predicted model, not a curated record. Gene Ontology annotation, biological process: transmembrane transport; monoatomic anion transport. Gene Ontology annotation, cellular component: plasma membrane.
GCGAACUGGCUGAAUUUGAAUAGUUGAGUUUCAUUUAAAUCUUUAAAGUGUGUGGUGCUCAUAAAAUCAGUGCGGAUAUGACAACCGAAAUUAAUACGGGUCCCGUGAUUGGCCAACGACAUGUGCAGGCCUUUUUGCUCUUUCUUUCCAUUGUGGUUAACUUCAUGACCAAAUUCAAUGCUGGAGUGGCAGUUGUGGCGAUGACGAAUGCGGAGAAUACCAAUCCGAAUUUUCCAGAGUACGACUGGGAUGAAAUGGAGAGGUCUUACAUCCUGUCCAGCUUCUUUUGGGGCUAUAUACUGACCCAAUUCCUGGGCGGAUGGCUGUGCAGACGGUAUGGAGCCAGGCUAACCAUGUUUGUGUCCACCUUUGGACAGGCCAUUCUGGCUGUACUGCCUCCUUGGUUCGUUUCCUGGGGAGGAUGGCAGGCCUACUGUGGCAUCCGGAUGGCGAUGGGACUUUUCCAGGGAUUCCUCUUUCCCUGCAUCCACGCCCACUUGGCCAACUGGUGUCCGGUGAAUGAGAGAAAUCGGUUGGGAGCCCUGGCCAAUACGGGAAUCGAUUGCGGAACCCUGGUUGCCAUGUUUGCCAGUGGAUUGCUGGCUGCCUCAAGUGUCGGCUGGCCCGGAAUCUUUUAUGUGUCCUGUGGAGUAGGAAUUUUCUGGUGCAUCCUUUGGUUGAUUUUUGGAGCAAAUACCCCAAGGGAAUCCAAAUUCAUCAGCGAAGCGGAACUGAACUACAUUGAGACUUCAAUUCACUCCAGUCACAAACUGGAGGAGACAAUACCCGCAAAACGAAUUCCAGUCCCUUGGAAGGCCAUUUGGACUUCAGUUCCUUUCUGGGCUUUUAUGAUCGCGAAAUGCGCUCAGUCGUGGGGAUUUUCGACUCUCCAGACCGAGAUGCCCGCCUACAUGAAUGGAGUUCUGCUGAUGGACAUGAAGAAAAAUGCCCUCUACUCCGCUCUACCAUAUCUCACAUCCUGGAUAAUGGCAUUUGUCUACCUGAUCAUAGCGGAUAUCCUGCUGACCAGGAACAUUAUGUCCAUUACUGGCAUUCGCAAGACUGUCAACUCGAUUGCCUACUUUGUUCCCGCUUUGGCACUGAUUGGCGUUGGCUUCUUGGACAGCACCCAAAAGACCCUGGCAGUUGUACUUAUGUGUGCCAAUGUGGGAAUCAAUGCUGGUUCUACAAUUGGGAUGACGAUUAACACCAUCGACUUGUCUCCAAAUCAUGCUGGUAUUUUGAUGGGAAUCGCGAAUACGGCCUCGAAUGUUAUUCCCAUUGUGACUCCAGUACUCGUGGGAAUUAUCGUGAAAGAUGAACACGAUCGCGAGCAGUGGCAAGUUGUCUUUAUCAUAUCUGCUGUCGUUUUUUUUGUGGGCAACAUAAUCUACGUUGUUUUCGGUCAGAUGGUUAAUCAGCCUUGGGAUGCACCUGAUUUCUUGGAUAAAGAACGAUCCUCCAAUCUUCAAGAGGAGGGAAACUCCAAAGCUCUGGAAGCGGAACUAAACAAAAAGUUAGAGGAACCAAAACCGAAAGCUAUUGAAGCUGGCUUAGAAAACAAUGAAAGCAAAGAUAUUGAUGUAAGUGAGGACAUUUCCAGAAAUAAUGAAAUUUGAGAUCAUCAAAAUGUUAUUAUCCAUAACUCGAAAAUACCUUUUAAUUUUACUCACGGCUGGACCUUUUAUAAAAUAAGCUAAAAA